This is a messenger RNA of Alternaria postmessia, 2058 nucleotides long. RefSeq lists its product as uncharacterized. The record is from RefSeq and is a predicted model, not a curated record. Lineage: Eukaryota; Fungi; Ascomycota; Dothideomycetes; Pleosporales; Pleosporaceae. The coding region runs from base 1 to 2058 and encodes 685 amino acids. The transcript has 5 exons.
AUGAACCCAGGCGAAAGUGGCCCGGCUCCUAGGCCAAAGCCAAACAAAACCAUAUUAGUGCCUCAAGAGUUCCGUCGUCCCACUCAUGCCAGAGAGUGCGACAACAUCGUCAACGAGGUUAAGGUCAGAACUGGUUGUGCAGUCAUUCCGCAAUGGGAUGAUGGGAGGAUCUACCAGUUCGGCAUCGCUGGAGGAGGCGCAGGACUGGAAAAGGCGGUCCGAUAUAUCAAUCAGUGGAUUUCCAACGCGCACGUCAAAUCGAAAGAUUCCUCAGCGUGGGCAAAGAUGCCGGCUUUCGAUCCGAACAAGUGGUACUACGAGCAAAUUGAAGAAAUGGAGCGACAACGCAAAGAGGCGUUCAGAGGAACAGCGCCCAAAGUGUCAGAAGGCGGAACACCGCUACAGUGCUUAACCAUACAUUGGCCAGAGGAUCUGAUCAAUCUGAACAUAACUCCUCGCGAUGUCUUCGGCAACAAGUUGGAAAAGCUGGAUGCUAUCCGGACUUACGACGAGGUUUUCAUAUCGAUUCUCUCUGCUCAGGGCGAUAUCGGGCAGAUAGAGAUACAAGCGGUAGACAUAGCGAACAUAGAAGCAGCCGAGGCGCAUCUCAAGACGAUGAUUGACAAAGUCAAAGCUGAAGAGAUGGGACAACAUCAUACGCUCAACAUGAUCCUUGAUGAUCAAGAGGGGAUGGAAGUCGAGCUGAAAAAGGCUGACACUUGGUGGCCGAACCUACAAGACCGAGUCGUACCCCACCUCCUUCCCAAUAAUAUGAUGGACCCUCCUGGACGUUUUCGCGGUGCUUUCAUGCACUCCAAGCAGCUCUCGAAGAUCCAGCGUUCUGUUCAAUUAGCUCUUGACGCCGUGCGUCACAAGAAAGGCGCUUACGAUAUGACCAUCUGUCUAGGGUCUCUAGCACUGAAUUCGAGGCAUAUCAGAGAGAAUGGAAUUGGCAAAAAGUACAGCAAGGAUGUCUUCUUAAAGUCGAUCAAUGGAUCGGUGGGCCUUGAAGUAAAGAAGUGGCUUGUCGACGAUGUAUUGGGCUGCCAGAUACUGAAGUCUUUCUUCACGGCUGACGACUUCCUCGAACCUACAAAGUCUUCAGACUAUUUCGGCUAUAUGCCCAAAUCUCUUCAAGGAACCCGCCCUAUGUUCCGAGGAACAUGGGUGUUCGCAGAUCCCAGCAUUGCUACUGCUCAUCCGCCUCAGGCUACAGCUACCCGCCAUCCCGGUCGACCCAAUCCAUCCUACCAAAAGCCUGCUGCUACCGCGAGUUCGACACCAGUACCGGCGGUACAGUCCAGCCUUAUCGUGGUUCGAGUUGAUUGGACGGACGACGAAGAAGGGUUGUACGAGAAGACCACUACACGAUUCUACAGGACAGAACAAGGUAAACUAGGUCCAACGAAGAAUAUGGACAUCAACCUGCUUGAGUUAGGAGAGAGCCAAGGAUGGCACUUUGCCCUCGAAUCAUUGACCCCCGUGGCAUCAAAAAGCAUUUCGCCUGUGAUAACUGGUUUCGCCGAGCGAGUUAAGAUGAGGCCCAACCAUGACCAUCGUUCCAGUGAAAGCUUCGCUGAGUGGGAGCAGACACCGACUGUCAAGAAGUAUCUGCGCACUGGUCGUUUAGAUACUAUCUACUCUUUCGGAAUUAAGCAAACAUGCUACAAAGUUGAGGUCACCGGCAUGUGGUACCCGGGACAGAAGCUACCUGUCUGGGGUCUCUCUAUUCGUCAUCUAGAAUGGGCGACUCAUCUCGCAGAGCUCGAGCGACUGCCUAUUGAUCGCGAGGCUGACUGGGGUAAUACCAUCGCUGCCUUCUUACCAGACGACGGACAUUCAGAUUGUUCUAGUGCCACCGAGCGUUCUUGGAUGACGGAAACGUUACCGAAAGAUGAAGACUUCGGAAUAAGAGACCUCAAUCUGGGCUCUGGUGUCGAAGCACCACCACCACGCGACGGUAUCCGCAUCCUUAUGGACAAGCUACUUCAGCUCUCAGCUAUCGUCAGCUCAGUCACCGAGACUUCCGCGGCGAUGGCGGGAAGGAGCUCGAGCUAG